UUUGGCUGAGAGGAGAGGCGACUGACAGUUUUGAGUAAUGGCUUUUGCCAAAAUUGGGAGUCUCUUCAAGCAUGCAGUGUCAUCUAAACCUUCAAUCUACCAGGCAGUGAGAUGCAUGUCAUCAUCAAAAGUCUUUGUUGGAGGGCUAUCAUAUGGCACAGAUGAUCAAACUCUAAGGGAAGCAUUUUCUGGCUAUGGUGAAGUUAUUGAGGCUAGGGUUAUCCUUGAUCGGGAAACUGGGAGGUCGAGGGGUUUUGGUUUUAUAACUUUUACGUCGGGUGAAGAAGCCUCUGCUGCAAUAACUGCCAUGGAUGGGAAGAAGCUUCAUGGGCGCUUGGUUAGAGUUAAUUAUGCAAAUGAUCGUCCUUCAGGCUUUGGUGGUGGAGGUUAUGGCGGUGGUGGCAGUUAUGGUGGUGGUGGAGGUUAUGGCGGUG
Molecule: messenger RNA, 434 nt
Organism: Dendrobium catenatum
Lineage: Eukaryota; Viridiplantae; Streptophyta; Magnoliopsida; Asparagales; Orchidaceae
Product: glycine-rich RNA-binding protein 3, mitochondrial-like
Exons: 1
Molecular function (GO): RNA binding
Source: RefSeq, a predicted model, not a curated record